Messenger RNA from Bombina bombina (fire-bellied toad), 2730 nucleotides. RefSeq names its product SET domain bifurcated histone lysine methyltransferase 2 (gene SETDB2). The record is from RefSeq and is a predicted model, not a curated record. NCBI's taxonomy places the organism in Eukaryota, Metazoa, Chordata, Amphibia, Anura, Bombinatoridae. Bases 5 to 2113 code for a protein of 702 amino acids. The transcript has 13 exons. Gene Ontology annotation, cellular component: nucleus. Gene Ontology annotation, molecular function: DNA binding; histone H3K9 methyltransferase activity; protein binding. Gene Ontology annotation, biological process: negative regulation of gene expression; heterochromatin organization.
AUUUAUGCCAUUGCUCUCUACUCUGGGAGAACCUAUCUAUGAGCCCUUUCUACCCAAAAAGGAUGUUUCUGAAGUUUGUAGACCCAGUAACAUUGAUGAAGCCAGGGUGUUCUGGAAAGAACAACAAGCAAGUGGAAAUGUGGAUGAGAUAUUUAAGCAAAUGCAGAAUCAGUUGCAGGUUCUAUGGCAGAACAUCAAAGAUGGGUCAGCAACAAACCAAGAAUAUGUAAGAGCUAUGUGUCUGGUAAAUGAAGCCGGUUUAAGCAAUAUCGAAGCCACCAGCAAUGAAUAUGCUAAUAUAUUCAUACAGAUAAGAAUAUUCAAGAGGAACUGCAAGAAAAUAAUAUAUAGUGAACACACAAGAAUGGACCAAUGUCUGGAUAUCAUCCGCUCUGAAUGUGAAAAAGAAGCUUCGAGUCCACAACCUGAGUGUGGUAGCUUAUCAUUACUUUCUACAGGAUCACCAGUUGCUUUUCAUAAGCACACUUGCAAUGAAUCAUGCCUUUCUGAAGUUAAACCAUUUAUCUUUAAUAAAAACCCAAUGAAGUUUCCAAUUUUGUGUCAGUUCCAAAGGAGGCAUGGGAAGACGAACUGCCUCUCAAGGGAACUUGAUGUCAUUUACAAAGCCCCCUGUGGGAGGAGUCUUCGAAACUUUGAAGAGGUGCGUUCUUAUCUCUUUGAAACAAAGUGCAAUUUUUUAUCUGUGGACAACUUUUCUUUUAGUACCUUUCUCCAGCUAGAUAGAAAUACGCCGCAAGGCCAAGUUUUUGCUCAAGACUGUGAUAUAAGCAAGGAUGCUGAGACAGUGCCAGUCUCAUUCUGCAAUGAAAUUGAUAACACCAAGCUGUCUUCUUUUAAGUACAGAAAGUCCCCGUGGCCCAGUGGAUAUUCCAUCAAUAAUUACAAUGACAUUUUUGUUGACUCAUGCAGCUGUACUGAUGGCUGCUUGGAUGUCUCAACCUGUGCAUGUCUGCAGUUGACAGUCAGAGGCUACAAAGAAAGUUUACAUUCAACAGACACAUUUCUAUCUGGCUACAAGUAUAAAAGACUCAGUAUGCCUAUCCUUAGUGGAUUAUAUGAAUGCAAUUUGUCUUGUAAGUGUGAUAGGAAAAUGUGUCAGAACAGAGUUGUGCAGCAUGGGCUUCAGGUGCGACUACAGGUCUUCAAAACCAGGAAACAAGGUUGGGGUGUGCGCUGUCUAGAUGAUAUUGACCAAGGGACAUUUGUGUGCAUUUAUUCAGGCAGAAUAUUAAUCCGCACUCGGGAUGCAAAUCAAAGCAACUUGUUAGAACAUUCUAAUGAAUCUGAUAACGAAGAUGAAGAAAAAAGAUCAUCUAUAAUUUCUUCAGUCAUUGUACAUAAAAGGAAACGCCGGAUUUCGCAUUCUGACUCUGAGAUUACAGUUUUAUCUUCAGAUGCACAGAAAGGGAUUGAGUUUACACAUUCUCAGUCCCCUUCUGAUGAACUGGACAGAAUGAAGAACACAUCCAGUGGAAAAAGUGUAGAAUUGUCAUCUGUUAAAAGACCUAAAACCAAGACUGCCAUUUUACAGAAACGCAGAAAACAGCUCAUGGAAGAGGGGACAUGCACCCUGCAGCACAGUUCAGAAGAUGAAUGCUCAUAUCCCCCAUCAUCUGUUAAAGCAAUGCCAUCCAAACAAGAAGGUGAUGUUCAUGAACCUUACAUUGCAAACAUUGCAGUAAGCCCUGGAGAAUCAGAAUUAUUAAAGGCGAAAUUAGCCGAUGAGGCUAUACUAGGAUACGUAUCAGAAGAAAGCAAUUCAUCCAUACUGUCUGGUACUCAGUCACUGUCAGAGUCUAAAUGCAAGGACAAUGAUGUAUCUCUAGAAACCUGUGUAAAUGAGACUGCCUCAAGAUUAUCCCUCCUUGAAAUACCUGAAGAAAAUGUUUGCUGCUUAGAUGCCACAAAAGAAGGAAAUGUGGGACGUUUCUUAAAUCAUAGCUGCAAUCCUAAUCUGUUUGUGCAGACCGUGUUUGUAGAAACUCAUAACAAGAGAUUCCCAUGGGUGGCAUUCUUCACAAAAAGACUAGUGAAGGCUGGAACAGAAUUAACAUGGGAUUACAACUAUGAUAAUGAAUGGCGGUUUUUCUGAAAAAUAAAUUCCCUGCCUGUGUGGACAGAAAACAUGUCGAAGCAAAACUAUAUAAGCAUUCUUGUGGGUUUUAAAAAUGUAUAGCAUGUGAUUUGCAUCUAGGGCAAGCAGAUACAGUUAACCCAUUAUAUAUAUGGCUGCUUCUCUCAAAUGUUCCGAUUGCUCUCUAUAGUCAUUGGCUGAGAGGGCUCCAUGUCUCAUAAAGGCUGGUGGUUGUUGUUCUGCCAAGUUUCAAUGCUAAUCAUCAGUGUGAACUGAACAGUGCCUAAGGCAGAGCUGAGUAAGAGUGUGCUAUGUGUGUGUCACCAUGUAUGAAAAGAAGAGAUAAAAUAUACUAUUAAACCGGGAGAGAUGAACUAUAUAUAUGAAUAUGUUGAAAUAUAAAUAAACUUGUAAUUAUUUACUUUUUAUGUGGGUAACCUCGCUUUCUGCUAACUGCAUCUCUGUAUAUACAAAAGAUUAUGCAUAUUGAUAGAGUGAUACAAAUGAAAUGUUAUUCAUUUUAUGUCUUUUAACUGUCAUUUAUACUGCAAAAUGAGCAGAGAAAGCAAUAUACUUAUGUAUAAGAAGAAGCAACAUGUCUGCUGUAACUAAUAAAAUGGACAUUCUGACUAGGA